Messenger RNA from Aspergillus pseudotamarii, 921 nucleotides. RefSeq lists its product as uncharacterized. Lineage: Eukaryota; Fungi; Ascomycota; Eurotiomycetes; Eurotiales; Aspergillaceae. The record is from RefSeq and is a predicted model, not a curated record. The coding region runs from base 1 to 921 and encodes 306 amino acids. The transcript has 2 exons.
AUGAAGUUCUCAAUCCCCCUUCUCUCUCUCCUGGCCACGAGUCAAGUUACUUUGGCGGCGCCUGUUGCUACGGUGGAUGUUGCUGAACUUCCUUCAGAUACUAUCCUUGACAUCCGGUCUUCUAAUCCGUCUGACGAAGCCCUGGUGGUUCUGGAUCAGAGGGCUACUAGGGUCUGUGAGAUACUCGACCGAACAGUUCGUACCAUUGGUACUAGCAAAUUCACACUAGUAAUUUCUGGGGUUGUCUAUAUCGUAAUGGGCUCGCGUCUUGCUCGACAAGUCUGUGAAUAUGCCGGCGGUGGUAGAUGUGAGGAACUAUCUUAUAUUAUUUCAGAUGAUCUACUCUUGGCCUACUCCGCUGUCGCCCACUACUCUGAAUCUAUUCCCAAAGGUCUACCAGGCAAGCGCGACGUCGAUGAUUCGCAAGACUAUCUCCAGAUGUGGGAGACUAUGCUGUCCAAUAGUGCUGAUAUGUCCUACGAAAGCCUCUCUCCUCUCUCGAUUUCCUCGGAUACUAUUGCCUUAGCUAGACUUCAGGACGAGCCUUUACCAACCCACAGAUUCCAGAUUACUGGUUUCGCCGUUGACGACUCUCCGAAGCACGAUAUCAUCGCCAACCACUAUGAAAACGGUGAAACCGUUCUUCACCUGCCACCUUUACAAGGGGACUCUGGUGCGAAUAGCACUGAAGGAUCCAAUUUGCAAAAUCGAUUCGACAACCCUGGGUUCAAGAUCACGUUCACUACCAGGGAAAGAUCGAAGCUCACCCAAACCCAUCAAAAGUCUAUGGCACUGGCAGGGGCUGCUACAUGGCCUGUCUAUGCGGACAACUUUUACUACCGGAUCAUUCCGGAGAUCAAGGGGUUCGGAACAAAUUACGAGACUGUCGAUAUUUGUGGUGGAAUGGCAUCAUACUUGUAA